This is a messenger RNA of Prorocentrum cordatum, 873 nucleotides long. NCBI's taxonomy places the organism in Eukaryota, Dinophyceae, Prorocentrales, Prorocentraceae. The record is from the annotation of a GenBank genome assembly.
AUGGUGGAAGCGUGCAAGCAUCUGGGCACACACGUGUCGCUGCGUGCAGUGUCCCUGGCCAACGUCACGCACCGCUCGUCGUCCACCAUGAAGGCGUACGUGCCGCUAGCAUGGAAGCUUGACGGCGCCGUGCGAGUGCUGGAGGCGCAUAAGUUAAUAUUCGCCCGCGCGUUGCUCUUCACCCGUUUGUUCUUCGGAGUGCGCGUGGUGGUGCUGGCCCCGAAGCAGCUCAAGCAUUUGAACAUAACGUACAUGGUACGGCUCCGGCGAGUGGCAAAUCAGCCAAGAUUCACGUGCACAGACCACUCGGACUGGCAAAUCCGUGAGAUGCUCCACCAACCUACCACUGAGUGCAUCCUGGUGCGCAUGAGGCUCACCUAUUCAGCGCGCCUGGUAAGACACCGUCCAGCCGCGCUCCUCCCACUGCUCCACUGUAGGCCGGGCGGGCGCCCUCUUCCGUGGACGAGGCAGCUUUGGGAGGACGUAGAGCUGCUGAGGCCAUUUUCGCCCGAUGGCUUCCCUACGUUCCAGGAUGGCCCGGACAACUGGCACGAUCUCAUGAUGCAGGGACAGGUCUGGAAGACGCUCGUAGUGCGCAUAAUUUUUUUUUCCCAGCCCUCCUUGGUUGGGUAUUCGUUUUUCCCAGCCCCCCUUGGUUGGGUAUUCGUUUUGAAUAGAGCAUAUCCUAAACUAUUUGCGCCCCGCUUUUGCGCAGGGGUUGGGUACGUCGCCAGGGUAAUUUGCGUAUGUGUGCGACACGGCAGCCGGGCCUGCGUCCGAGCGGGCGCGCGCAUACGAGUGCCACUGUGGAUGCGCCUUUUCGUGCUGCGCGGCAUUCAGUGCCCUGGCCAUCAAAACUGUGCGACCGCGUAG